CUCACCGAGAGCGCUGGUGUUUCUGAGUCAAGUGCUGACAACCGCCUGGCUGUUCGCCGCAGCGCUCACUGGUGGAUUCCCUCGUUAAUGAGUUAAUUUAAUGCCGCUGUACAAAUUAGCUCGUUUCCCCUAUUCGACCUCGUUAUCAUUCACGACCAUAUGUUAGGAAAACCGAGCAGGGGCGGGCGAACCGACAGUUUCGGAGGCUGUCUGGACGGAAGGACGACGCGGUUAGUUGGCGUUACCGCACAGCUGUGGACCGAAGAGAAAACCCGACAGGAACAGAGCAAACCGAAGGUAACUUCAACAUAACAAGACUGCAUAACAAGCGCAGGCGGAAUUCGCUGCCCUGUUGGGAACACCUGAGCACUGCCAGCCAUCACAGGAGCCCCCCGACAGAGAACGCGUCCAGUGUUUUGAGGAUGAACCACCUAUCCUUCAGUGAGCUAUGCUGCCUGUUCUGCUGUCCUCCGUGCCCCAGCAAGAUCGCCUCAAAACUUGCCUUCCUUCCCCCGGAGCCCACCUACAGUCUCAUGAGCGACGACAGUGGGAGCCGCUGGACCCUGCACCUUUCCGAGCGGGCCGACUGGCAGUACUCUGCACGCGAGAGGGAAGCCAUUGAGUGCUUCAUGACCCGCACUUCCAGAGGGAACAGGAUUGCCUGCAUGUUCGUCCGCUGCUCGCCCACUGCCCGCUAUACUUUAUUAUUCUCCCACGGAAACGCUGUAGAUCUGGGUCAGAUGAGCAGCUUCUACAUUGGUCUGGGAUCACGCAUCAACUGCAAUGUAUUCUCUUAUGACUACUCUGGGUACGGGGCCAGUUCUGGGAAGCCAUCGGAGAAGAACUUGUAUGCUGAUGUCGAUGCUGCUUGGCAGGCCUUAAGGUCACGGUAUGGCAUCCGGCCCGAGCAUGUGAUCGUGUAUGGUCAGAGCAUUGGCACCGUGCCAUCUGUUGACUUGGCUUCACGUUACGAGAGUGCCGCAGUCAUCCUCCACUCUCCGCUCACCUCUGGCAUGAGGGUGGCAUUCCCUGACACCAAGAAGACCUACUGCUUUGAUGCCUUUCCCAACAUUGACAAGAUUUCAAAGGUGACAUCACCAGUCCUGGUGAUACAUGGCACGGAGGAUGAGGUCAUCGACUUCUCACAUGGCCUAGCCCUGUACGAACGUUGCCAGCGCCCUGUGGAGCCGCUGUGGGUCGAGGGAGCAGGGCAUAAUGAUGUCGAGCUCUAUGGACAAUACCUGGAGAGACUCAAACAGUUUGUUGCGCAGGAGCUGGUCAACCUGUAGGAGAGAUGGAUCACUGUGUGGAUAGGGUGCUGUGAAGAAAGCUGGAUCACGGUUAUGGAGAUAUGGGGGUUGGGAGGGAAACCAAAGCCCAUCCACACGGUCCACUCCAGAUGCAACAGCUGUGAACUUGAAAAAUAUAAACCUUGGAAAUGUUUUUUGUUCUGUUCUUCAUUUUUAUCACGUUGCACAUUUUUUGUGUGUGAAUGCUGUUGAAGGAAGACAACGUGCUAAGCUGUUGCUUAGCUGGCAUGUGUGCGUAACAUUGUUGCUGCCUUUAAUUGAAGGACACAGUUCUUAAACCAGGACCUUUUAUCAACGCACCAGGUUCUGAGAAACGGCCUUCUCUUCAUGUGUGCCAGAUUCCUCAGUCAAACUUGAGUUCUAACUUUGUGGACCAAUAUGGUUCAUCACAAUAGUCACUCAUUUUUUUUUUUUUUACUUUAUAAUAUAUUUUUAUUUUACAUAAUUUGCACACAUCAGCAGUCACUAAGGACCUGUACAGGACGAGCUGAUGGUUAGUUCAGAAGUGCCAGCAUUGCCCAAUGUUAAGUGUUGUUAACAAACAAAACAAAAUAAAAAUCCCUGGUUUCCCAAACUAUCUUUUAACUAUGUCCCCAUAUAUUAAAAUGUUAUCACGGAUUGUCUUACCAUCGUUUUGUCCUUUUAUUUUUUGUUGAUUUGCCUUUUCAUGCUGCAAAGCCCAAAUCAUUUUACCAUUUCUAACAGAACUCUAGCGACUUAUUGUGAACAUAGUCAAGUAGCAGAGUGUUGCUCUGUCAUAUUUGCAGAAACACUUGCCUCAAAUGGCGUCUUGCGAGGUCCAAUAUCAGCUAUCUGUAGAGACGAUGAAACCAUUAAACCUAUGGGUGCUACUGUAAACAUUCAGGUGAUUAUCAACCGGUUCAUGGAAGAAAUGUAUUGUGUUCAAUUGAUCCUUCAGGGUCUUUUGUUUGCAAAUCUUAAUUUUUGUCAUUGUAAAUAAUCUUUGUACUGGAUGUCAUUUUUAUUGUUUUUGAAUGGUAACAAAUCUUAACUGUGUCUCCUUUACUAACUGUAUCUUACAUCUUUGCCCCCUCCCCGAUUGGCUUUAGUUAACCCUGAAGUUUGGGGCUGCAUAGAAGGAACUAUUAUGUCAGAAAAACAAAACAAAUUCAAAUGUUCAUAGAGAAUAAAAUCGUAUA
Molecule: messenger RNA, 2470 nt
Organism: Synchiropus splendidus (mandarinfish)
Lineage: Eukaryota; Metazoa; Chordata; Actinopteri; Syngnathiformes; Callionymidae
Gene: abhd17b
Product: abhydrolase domain containing 17B, depalmitoylase
Exons: 4
Coding region: 423-1289 (288 amino acids)
Biological process (GO): protein depalmitoylation
Cellular component (GO): plasma membrane; endosome membrane
Molecular function (GO): palmitoyl-(protein) hydrolase activity
Source: RefSeq, a predicted model, not a curated record